Ananas comosus (pineapple) is the source of this 997-nucleotide messenger RNA. RefSeq lists its product as uncharacterized. The record is from RefSeq and is a predicted model, not a curated record. Bases 160 to 693 code for a protein of 177 amino acids. The transcript has a single exon. NCBI's taxonomy places the organism in Eukaryota, Viridiplantae, Streptophyta, Magnoliopsida, Poales, Bromeliaceae.
GACAAAGUCUCAACUUACUCCCUAUAAAAUGCCCACAUCUUUUUCCUGCAUCUCCACACUCACAAACUGCAAACUUUGUUCUCUAUCUCUACACAACUACAUUUCACACCCCAACUCUUUCAUUACACAUUACUUCUCCAUUCUCUAUCACUACUAGAAAUGGCGGCCACAACGACGACGGCGACGACGAUGUUGGCGCAGCGGUUGUGGUGUUUGCUGCGCAAGGCAUUGCUGUGGGCGCGAAAAGGCGGUGCCUUGAACCGUAGGCUUGUGGCCGAUCUCCGCGUUGUUUGUAACCGGCUUAGGAGCCUUCAAGGCGGCCGCAGUUCCUCGAUGCUCCGAUACGAUGAGCUGCAUUACAGGGAGUGCGAGUUAUCGUUUGCCGAGACCCCCACCUUUCAGCUCAAGAUGUUUAAGUCCAAGUUUCGUUGCAUCAAUCCAGCAGUUGAUUCUGACGACGAAGAACAUUUUGAGUACAAAUACGAUGACGACGACGACGACGACGAUAAGAACAGCGACGCAUUGUAUUUGGAGUAUGACAAAGAAAACUACGAAUGCCAAUCGAAACACGAAGAUGGCAGCGUCGAUCGGAAGGCGGAUGAAUUCAUAGCCAAGUUCUAUCUGCAGGUCAGGCUGCAGCGCGAGCUUUCGAUGCAGAAAAGACAACAAAACAACGCGAAAAAAACGGAGUAAUCUUAGCUAAGAAACAAUGGUUAGUUUUAUUAGGUUUUGCUAUCUGUUCUAUUACACAAGCACAAAAAUUAUAAAACCAUAUUCUUUGAUUUUGUUUUUUUUUUGGUGCACCAAUUCCAAAACUUGAUGUACAUGAGGAGAUCUACAAACUGUACCAAUUAUUUGCAAUUUUCUCAUAUGUUACAAUAUAUAUGUUCAAAUGCAUAAACUCUGCUCAUAAAAGCAAAUUACUCUGUAAGAAAUUCCCAGAUUAUAGCCAAUAAUGUAAGCACUCAUUCAAUAGCAACAAUUUUUUUUGGCUUUG